AUGGUAAUUAAGACAGCAAUAAAAGAAGAUGUUAUUAUGACAGUUAAAACUGCAGAACAAAUUUCUGAUCAAAUUGUUGCAGCUUUCCCAAAGGAAGUUAAGGAUUAUUAUUUUAUGCGUGAAGGCAGCAAAGCUCCUAAAGGAAAGUUAUACGCAAAGUAUCAUAAUGUGGUGCGCAAUUUAAAAAACGGUGGGCUUAUAGAAUCAACAAAAAGACCUAAACCAUCAAAUGUUGAAAUGAGUAAUGUCCGUCACAUGAUUAACUUUGAUUCUGAAACUGAUAUAGAUCAAUAUUUAAAUAGUCUGAAUCAUGAUAACUGCACAUUCAAUGAAAUUGAGGUUAUUUGGAAGGCAACUGUCAAGUAUAGGCUAAAUUAUAUUAAAAACAGUCAGAGUACAACUGAGACAUUAAAACAUUGGAGCAGUUACAAACUCCCAGCUGGUUAUAAAUUAAUUGAUAUUGAUUUUAAUAUGCUCUAUCCAUCUGCAUCAAACUUAUUGACUAUUUAUCCAGAUGUAUCAUCCAAACUUAUGGAAUUGUUAAAGUUAAAAAUAAAAGAUUCACAAAGUUUAAAACUACUAGAUGAAAUUCUCGAAAAGAAUUUGUUAGAAAAUGGUCGUGAUGCUUGUAUAUUUCAUCUUUUACACGCAGUAUUUAUUCCUACUGCAAAAAAAUCCACUCGUAACGAAAAAGGCCAAAAAUCCAUGAUAAAGUUUUCAAUUAGAGAUUCACAGCAGUCAUUUAUGAUUAAUGUUGAUACAGUUUUGCAGUUCGAAGAUAUAAUAGCUAGAAAAAAAGGUUUAGGUAUCCCAAUCCAACCAUUUAUUGUGAUAAUUGGUCAAUUACAUGAACCAAAAGACAUAAUUGUUUACUUUGAUGAUAUUAAAUACAAAGUUUUAACCAUUCAGAGAGCAGUUGAUGUCGUUUUUAAGUUGUUCCAUACAUUCAAUUUGUUAUAUCCUGAUGAAUCUUAUAUUUUAUGGUUAUUCAUACAAAAGUUUUUUUAUAAUAUUCACAUUAAGUCAGACCAAUCACAUCCAAUUAUAAGUUUAAUUAUUUCAGAACUAAAUAAAUAA
Messenger RNA from Macrosiphum euphorbiae (potato aphid), 1077 nucleotides. Lineage: Eukaryota; Metazoa; Arthropoda; Insecta; Hemiptera; Aphididae. The record is from the annotation of a GenBank genome assembly.